Oncorhynchus keta (chum salmon) is the source of this 5820-nucleotide messenger RNA. Its product is annotated as cyclin-dependent kinase 19-like. Bases 131 to 1579 code for a protein of 482 amino acids. NCBI's taxonomy places the organism in Eukaryota, Metazoa, Chordata, Actinopteri, Salmoniformes, Salmonidae. Gene Ontology annotation, cellular component: nucleus; mediator complex; cytosol. Gene Ontology annotation, biological process: protein phosphorylation. The record is from RefSeq and is a predicted model, not a curated record. Gene Ontology annotation, molecular function: cyclin-dependent protein serine/threonine kinase activity; RNA polymerase II CTD heptapeptide repeat kinase activity; ATP binding. The transcript has 13 exons.
AUUAAGCGGAGCAGACCAAAAUCCCAAACAAGGAAAUGGUGGGGGAAUAAAACGACCUUAUUAUUUAAUUAAUGCAUGUUAUAAUUAAUAUUUUAUUUGAUUGUAAAUUAAGAAAUAUUUAUGGGUUCAAAUGGAUUACGACUUCAAAACAAAGCUCGCAGCCGAACGAGAGAAGGUAGAAGAUCUGUUCGAAUAUGAAGGUUGCAAAGUGGGUCGAGGCACCUACGGGCACGUUUAUAAAGCUAAGCGCAAAGACGGGGAAGAUGAGAAGGAAUAUGCACUGAAACAAAUUGAAGGCACUGGAAUAUCGAUGUCUGCUUGCAGGGAAAUCGCUCUGUUACGAGAACUGAAACACCCCAACGUGAUCGCCCUGCAGAAAGUGUUCCUGUCUCACAGUGACAGAAAGGUGUGGCUCCUCUUUGACUAUGCUGAGCACGACCUCUGGCACAUCAUCAAGUUCCACCGUGCCUCUAAGGCCAAUAAAAAGCCCAUACAGCUGCCGAGAGGCAUGGUCAAGUCUCUCCUGUAUCAGAUUCUGGACGGGAUCCAUUACCUCCAUGCCAACUGGGUGCUUCACAGGGAUCUGAAACCAGCCAACAUUCUGGUUAUGGGGGAGGGCUCAGAACGAGGGCGAGUGAAAAUCGCUGACAUGGGCUUCGCCAGACUCUUCAACUCUCCUCUCAAACCCCUGGCAGACCUUGACCCCGUUGUGGUGACAUUUUGGUACAGGGCCCCUGAGCUUCUGCUAGGGGCCAGACAUUAUACCAAAGCAAUCGACAUUUGGGCGAUUGGCUGCAUCUUUGCGGAGCUGCUGACAUCGGAGCCCAUAUUCCACUGUCGCCAGGAGGACAUUAAGACCAGCAACCCCUUCCACCACGACCAGCUGGACAGGAUAUUCAGUGUCAUGGGCUUCCCAACAGAUAAAGAUUGGGAAGACAUCAGGAAGAUGCCAGAGUUCCCCACCCUUCAGAAAGAUUUCAGGAGAACGACGUAUGCAAAUAGCAGUCUAAUCAAAUACAUGGAGAAGCAUAAAGUCAAACCUGACAGCAAGGUUUUCCUGUUGCUCCAGAAACUCCUUACAAUGGACCCCACUAAAAGGAUUACCUCUGAACAGGCACUACAGGACCCAUAUUUCCUGGAGGAUCCCUUACCAACCUCAGAUGUAUUUGCCGGAUGUCAGAUACCUUACCCAAAACGAGAGUUUCUAAACGAAGAUGAGCCAGAUGAGAAAACAGAGAAGAACCAGGUCCAACAGCACCAGCAGAUGACAGCCCAGGCCCAGCAGCAGAGUGGCACCCAGCAGGCUUCUAACCAGCAGAGCUCCACCCAGACCAAUGGCAAUGCAGGGGCCACUGGAGCCAACUCCGGGGGAGGCCUACAGCACGGCCAGGACCAGGGCCCCCCCAACAAGAAAUCUCGCACCGGGCCCUCAGGAGCCUCCUCAGGCACUGGGAUCCACCAGCACUCCAGCUCCCGCCUUGGUUACCAAAGCAGCAUCCAAGGUUCCACUCAGUCCCAGGGAUACUCGUCGUUAUCCCAGCAGAGCUCACAGUACUCACACCAGCCACACCGCUACUGAGGCUCUUAGAACAGGCCAGAGGCCUCUCCCAAACCAACCCUCGACCAAAAACAAACCUUAGCAUAACCUCUCACCUCCCUCUGGCCAAGGUAUUACUGACUCCUCAUCCUGAUCAGACCUCAUUAUGUGUCAGAUAAUUCCAACAACACAACAGUCACUCAUUAUCCACCUUCAUGUCAGCCCUACUACACUGACUGACCCUGGCCUCACUUCCAGCCAAUGUCCUCACACUUACCCACCCGAGGGCACUGCAAUAUGAAGGCCAACUCAACAUAGGAACCAAAAACAAACCCUGCCUCCUUGAGGGGUAGGACAAGAUUUUCUAUUAUCAUCAAGUGGCGAAAUCGAUUGAUACUAGAUAAGAAAGAAACACGUCAGGGGCAACUGAUUACACAACACAAAGACUAUGAACCAUGACACUUACAAAAACAUGUUCUUCAAGAGGAAGAAUUGCAGCUCUGUUCAUAUAUAAAUAUAUAUUACAUAGUACCUUUUUUUAUUUGUUUAACAAGAGACUUGUUUUUGCUUGUUUGCUAUGUAGAGUUUGUUUACUUUGAUUGUGGAUGUUUUUGUAAAUAUUGUUCGAUAUAGAAGAAGAUGGGAUGAAACAGGAAAAUAGCCCUUUACUGUAAUCACUUUCCUUCACUGUACAGUUGUUUACCCUGGAUUUCUCUUACCAGAUAACAAUUGAAUCAAAAGGACGAAAAUGAGCCAAUCCUUUCCUGAUUACAAAAGAUCUUCUUCUGAGAUCUUCCCCUUGGCUUGGAAAUACAUUUGUACAUAAGAAAGUUAGCUCUUUAGCUGAUGUGAUUGCAGGGAAUUACGAAAUACACAAUUUUAUCUUAAUCUUGUUAUAAAAAACAUUUUUUUUCUUCUAAUUUUAAGCCUUUUGUUUUUCUAGAUUUGUAGUCUGAAAGUCUGCAUUGGAAGGAACCGUUUAUCAGCCUUUCUUCAGUCUGCAGCAUGUUAUGUAAGCAUCUCUAGGUACCCUGUGUCGCCUGACCGAUAACAACUACCAAGCUACUGUUUUACUAUGAGUCAUGUCCAUCAAGGAAACAUUUGUCGGUGAAUCUGAAUGUUCUCCUUUCUGGCCAGAGGUGUUUGAGUGUGUGUGAGAUGCUUGUUGUGGACACCUUGGGUUGACAGGUCUUUCCAUGGACACAGACAUCACUGAAGGUGACAUCAUAUAGUACAGCUAACAGUGUGUAUGUUCCUGAGACGGUUACUGCCUGAUAGUUUUUUAUUUUCCAUGUAUUUUUCUAGCUUUUAAUGUUUCAUUAUUGCCCUUUACAUGUUUGUAUUUCCUCCUAUUCAGUCAAAGGACUGCACUGCUGAACGGAUCUGCAAAGACCUGGAACACAUAUGGGAAGUCUUGCACCCCAGCCUCUUCAACUCCACACCCCUGGUAUUAACCCAGGUAGAAAAAGGUUUUCUUAUAGUACUUAUCCUGUGAACUAGUUGACUGGAUCUGCACUGUGUGUGUGUGUGUGUGUGUGUGUGUGUGUGUGUGUGUGUGUGUGUGUGUGUGUGUGUGUGUGUGUGUGUGUGUGUGUGUGUGUGUGUGUGUGUGUGUGUGUGUGUGUGUGUGUGUGUGUGUGUGUGUGUGUGUGUGUGUGUGUGUGUGUGUGUGUGUGUGUGUGUCAGCUUCUUCUGUGACUAGGGAAGGGAUGUGGAAACAUUGACAUCUAGUGGCCAUUGACAGAACGGGACCUCUUGUUCAGUGAUGGUGAACAUGUAUUGUGUUCAGUUUGUCACAAGGAUCAAGGCAAUCUUUAUCAAGACUUUGCAUUACGAUUCUUUAAACUGCCUUUUGUGAUGUUCAGAAACACAAGUCGGGUUCAACUGGCAUAUGUUGACGAUGAUGAUAAUGAUGAUCAUCAACACUGUCCUUUUGUAGCCAAAGGAGAGAGACUCUUAUUUUGUUUUCUAUAGUAAGAAAAUAUUCACAGAAACAAUACAAGGUACUAACAUGUAUUGAACAACUGAUAUACUGCUCUCUGUGAUGCUGUUUGCUUCUGACAGUAAUACUGCACAGUUCUUCUGUGUUUGAUUUGUCUGUCAUCUCUGGCUCAGUCAAACAGGUGGAUUGAGAGAUCUGCUGUUGAUCAUCAUCUGUCUGUCUAUCUGUCUGUCUGUCUCCUUCUCUCUCCUCACAGACCAUAUUUCUUUCUCACCACUCCCAGGUUACUGAAGUACAGUAUGUCUUAUGUGUGUUGCGGUGAAUGCCAAAACACUAGAUGAACAAAAGGGACUGCUCCCUCCUUGUUCAAGAUGAGUUCCUAACAGUCAGUUGCCCAGAAUGUUUUCCAUAUCGGACUGGCUCUCUAUUUGAUGCUGAUACAUUGUAACUGUAUUGGUUUGGGUUUGAGUUUCUCUUUUCUAUGUUCCGUAUGAUCUGGCAGGCACACAGGCCCAGUGGAUUAACAACAGCCUUCCCAGAACAGUGGUGUUUACUCUGGAAAAAAAUCAGCAGCUAUCAAACCUUUUUUCUCUCUUUUAUUCUAUUGGCACAUAUCUGAAGUAUAGUUGAAGAGCAUUGAGAAUACAUUAGAUACUGUUUCUCAAUUUAUCUCUAUACAAGCGAGGUAUCAAAAGUAUUAUUCAUUGUGCGGCUCCAACAAGUGAUCGUGGGGCAAAUAACUGUUAAACAGUUCCUAUGCAAAAGCAAAGAGAAUGGUGCAAUGCUUAAAUUUUACUAUGAGAGAUUGAGAGUUUUCUUAGUUUUUUUUUAUCCAUUUCCACAUCGUAAAUCUAAUGUUGAACAUCGUAAUUGAAGAAGGCAUUCACUUGUUUCUUACAGCAUUGUUAAUUGUACUCUAAAUGAAAUAUUGUAAAGAAAUAUAAACUAUAUGGAUGGUAUAUGGUUGUCCCACGAGUGCCUUUUGCGUCCCUGGGAUAUUUUAAGUAGAAAUUGUGCACCAAUUUUGAACUUUAAAAGCCUGCUAUAUUAAAUUAAGUGCCCUUUAAUAUAGAUCACGUGUAGAAUUCAAUCCAAUCUGAUUAUUAUAUGAAUAAAAGCUUGCUAAUGUGCGAAAAUCCUGUGUUUUGACAGGUCCCUCAGUUAACCCUGUGUCACUUAUAGGAAGAUUUCAAACCACUUCAUCCAAACAUUUCUCCAAGUUUCACCAUCUUUGAAAAGCCCUAGUUAUUUUGUUGCUUUGACAAAGUCAUUUCUGAAGAUUAUUAUUGAUUUCAUGUGAUUAGUUAUCCCUCAUUUUAAGGUCAACCCUGUUAUGUGAACUCAACUCUAUUUUUAAUGUGGUGAACCUAUUCCUUCUCAAAACAAACAUUGAACAUCUAAUAGUCAAAUCAUAGUGUAAAAUCAGGUGAGCUGGUUCUACUCUUUUUGGCCAUUUUCUGUUGUUUUGUGGUGGAAAACUGAGCUGUCGAGCAUAAAAGUCAACCCUGUUGAUGUCAAGCAAAGAGGCACUGAGUUUGAAUGUAGGCCUUGAAAUACAUCCACGGAUACACCUCCAAUUGACUCAAAUGAUGUCAAUUAGCCUAUCAGAAGCCUCUAAAGCCAUGACAUAAUUUUCUGGAAUUUUCCAAGCUGUUUCAAGGCACAGUCAACUUAGUGUAUGUAAACCUCUGACCCACUGGAAUUGUGAUACAGUGAAUUGUAAGUCAAAUAUUCUGUCUGCAAUCAAUUUUUGGGAAAAAAUACUUUUGUCAUGCAUAAAGUAGAUGUCCUAACCGACUUGCCAAAACCAUAGUUUGUUAACAAGAAAUUUGUGGAGUGGUUGAAAAACAAGUUUUAAUGACUCCAACCUAAGUGUAAGUGUAUGUAAACUUCCGACUUCAACUGUAGACAGUACCAGUCAAAAACGUGGACACACCUACAAAUUCAAGGGUUUUCUUUAUUUGUACUAUUUUCUACAUUGUAGAAUAAUAGUGAAGACAAAAACUAUGAAAAUAACAUAUGGAAUCAUAUAGUAACCAUUUUCGAUUUUAGAUUCUUCAAAGUAGCCACCCUUUGCCUUGAUGACAGCUUUGCACACUUAUGGCAUUCUCUCAACCAGCUUCAUGUUGAAUGCUUUUCCCACAAUCUUUAAGGAGUUCCUACAUAUGCUGAGCACUUGUUGGCAUUCCAGGUGAAGCUGGUUGAGAGAAUGCCAAGAGUGUGCAAAGCUGUCAUCAAGGCAAAGGGUGGCUACUUUGAAGAAUCUAAAAUAUAUUUUGAUUUGUUAAAAACCUUUUGGGUUAUUACAUGAUUCCAUAUGUGUUAUUUCAUAGUUUUGAUG